UCAAAUCAGCGCCCGGCUUAAGCCAAGUACGCACACUGACGCUCGAGGGUAUUGGUGACCACAGCUUGAGCGUUCAGUCUGUGAAGCUGCGUAGCAGGAGUUGGACCAACUUGGAGGACCGUCGACUAUUUGUCCGUUUGGCCCGGAAUUCGGAAUCCGGAUCUACGUGAAGCAUACAGUGCACUGUAGAAAUUGAGGAGGUCGACUGAUAGAUUUGUUGGUGUGGUCGUCAGGAACGGGUAGACCGACCUGCUGCAGGUAUUCCGUCGUUCUACCUUCUGUCUUCUUCCAUGUAUUGGUCAGAGCAUGAAUGAAUCGCGCGCGCACAUACAACGUGAGCAGAACAAGUCCCGUGUUCGUGUGCUGUGGCGAGGUAGAAGUAUCGCAGUGGAAGCAACCAGUAGCCAGUCGACGUCUAACGAAGAAGGAAGAAAAUAAUAAUUAAAUAAUCUCUGGGAAGCAGUAGCAGUAGCAGAUCCAAACAACACACCACAAUCAUUUAAAUUUGGACGCGACCAGGCGCCGUAAAUAAGUCGAUUAAUCUCGCGAUUGCGGAAUUUCGUCGUGCGUAGUUGCGCAGAUGUUGUAUGCUGCCGGGCUGGUCGUCGUCUAACGAAGAAGCAACGAGAGACAGUCAGCAGCCCUCGGGACGAUGGAUCACGAACAGCAGACGGCCCAGUUUGCCGAGCUGAUGCAGGACAUCCGGCGGAUCAACAUCGACGGGGAAACAAUUGAGCUGACCUACCACCUGCGGAAGUUUGCCGAAAUCUUCCAGCGGUACAUCUCCGACGACCGGACGUUGAGCGACCUGUUCAGCUACCUCAACCGGGAAGCGUUGGCCGAUGGCAAGUUUGCCGUUAACAUGGCCGCCGUGUUCGCGUCCCGCCAGCUGGACGAUCUGGUCAUCAAGGAGACGAAGCUGCGCAACGCGAUGCUGACGAUCCUGCAGCAGAACUUUCAGAGCAUUGAAAAGCUAAAGUUUGAAGGGAUGAGCAGGUUCUACAACUCGAUCACGCUGCUUGGCGAAUACUACCACAGGAAGAAGUUUGCGAAUGGGAAGCGGAUAUUGAUUUUGGGUCAGAGUUUGCUGCUGCUGUUGACGACGGAGCUGGAGAGUGAGAUUAAAAAGUGCGAGGAGUUGGAGGGGUACACGAUCGAUCCGGAGUUUGCCAAGGUGAUAUUGACGCAGGUCACGCUAAACGGGGGUGAGGCCAAGACGGAACACAAGCAGGAGAUUGACGAUUUGAACUACUCGAUACGAAAGUGCCUGAUCAAUGUGGGUGGGAUGAGUUCGCGGGCGAAGGCUUAUCUGCUGAUGGCGCUGGACUUGUUCUACAUGAACUUCAACUUGGGCCAGAAGCUGCUGGAGAAGUUGUACGGCAAGUACCUGUUUGAACCGGAUGAGGACACUUCGACAAAGCCGGAGGGAAAGAGCAGCGAUGGGCCGGCACCUGCAAAGAAGGAGGACACCCCGGUGGUGGAAAAGUCUGAGUCAAACUCCACCGGCACCAGUGGAACGGGUUCCAAAUCAGCAUCGAAGAAACCUGCCGAAAAGACUGAUCAAUCGCGCAAGCAGCAGCGCAACUCGAAACCUGCCCCAGUCAAACCCCGUCGGAAAGAGGAACCGGUUUCACCGGUGGUCACAAGCAGGCCAUCCCCGUCCACUCCGCCCAAGAAAUCUCCCCAAGCGCGUGUUCGACCUUCGCUGAACCACACGUCCCCACGCAAAGAUCAGCAGCGCAACGUCAGAACACCCGCGGCCACAACCACCCCCAAGUCCCCCCUCCAGAGGCGUACCCCGCCGGAAAAGCUCAAGCAGCUAACCACCACUCCACCACCCCCGAACCCAUCGGUCCUAAAGCAAAACUGCAAAGCCACCGCCAAGAACCACAACCACAACUCGACGACCAGUCCCAACACCAGCUCCAACAACUCCAACUCGCCCGGAAGUGGCCACGGCGGUGGCGGUGGCGGUCACACCCAGUCCGGUGGUGGCGGCGGCGGUGGCAAACCCCUGAAGCUGCAGAUGCCCACGUCCGGAACCGGAACUGGACUGGGACUCGGCCACGACGACAACGUCGAGAACCUCGCCUGGGACGAUCUCACGCUGGAGGACGAAUCGCCGCAAAAGAUCAACCCCCACACCAAGUCGUUCCUGUCGUUUCUGGCGCAAAAGUGAUCUCUUCCUGCCGGAGUAGGUGGGACAGCUGCAACAAAUGUGCCGUAAAACGUGUAACUAUUUUAAAGGACGAAAAGUGCAUUUUAAUUUUGUCUGUGGUAAAAAUGUCGAUUUUGUGAUAUGCACGUCGGGGAGUCGUCGGAGAAAGCUUUUAGAAUAAACCGUGUAGGACAACCGGAGCAGGGAGCAUCUGUUUCUUUCCGGGGAUAAAUAGAGUUUUUAAGAGUCGAUAGAUUAGGCGCAAUUUUUUGUCCACGUUUUUUUUUAUUAUUUCCCUUUCUUUGUUCUUCAGUGGUAAUAUAUUAUUUGUUUAGUAAAA
Culex quinquefasciatus (southern house mosquito) is the source of this 2498-nucleotide messenger RNA. RefSeq lists its product as uncharacterized. The transcript is spliced from 2 exons. Bases 653 to 2179 code for a protein of 508 amino acids. Gene Ontology annotation, biological process: regulation of translational initiation. Lineage: Eukaryota; Metazoa; Arthropoda; Insecta; Diptera; Culicidae. Gene Ontology annotation, molecular function: translation activator activity. The record is from RefSeq and is a predicted model, not a curated record.